CCACCUCAGAAUUGUGGUCUUGGAGUCGCCCACGUCGUAUCGUCCUUGAUUGGUCGUGCCAUCGAGGCCGUUGUGCGUCUGGAGAGCCUCGCGUGUCGAAGCCUUUGGUCCCGACAAACGGAACACCCUUCUACUUAAACAUGGCGUCCCCCGCUGGCUCGUCGACUGACGAUGUCUUGGAAGAGCUCAACCUCUACCGUGCGAUCUUGCAGAGCUUAGACGAACAACGGCCUGAUGCCGUGGACGAGAGGCAAGAAACUGUGGUUAUUAUCAACGCAUUAGAAUCAAGGCUUUCCCACCUACGCGGAGACCCUACGAACGGCUCGCUCGGCCGCCCUCAAUCGUCGGACGAGAAUAGUGAAAAUUCAACGCUGUCUGGGGCGCAGCUAGACGGCCCUGGAAUUAUUUACGGAACGAGUCCAUCGAGUCCUUCGCCCUCCUCAUCCGCUUCGCCUCCUCCCUCCUCCCGAUCUCAAUCUCAUCCACCCCCCGGCCGGUAUAUGCUCUCGAAAAUGCCCCCAGUACAAAAACGCCAGCGUUUCGUCGACGAUGGAGAUGAUCCUAGCUUGGAAGAUGACCUGAGACAGCCUCCGUCUAAGCGAGCUUACGAAACUGCGCUUGCGUCGACUCGCCCAUCGUCAUCCACCCAGGGCAGCACGCAAGCGGAGUCGGAUAAUGAGUUUGAAAAUGCGGAAGACGUGGAUGAACUUUUGCGCAUUUUUGGGGUCGACAAUCAAGACCAUCUCCGCUUCCUUAGAGAGGAACAGAGAGAAGCCGAGAAAUGGCUCAAAGAACGGAAGGAACAAGAGCGUCGCGAUGCGGAGUUCGCUCGCUCGCUUAUGGGCGCUCCCGAGCCUGCGCACCCAUUGUCGCAUCCUGCAUUUUCAUCUAUCCGUCAGUCCAGGACGUCUUUUCCCGUACGCGCCGCACCCUUUCCCACGCGUCAGGGACAUACAGAGGAGGCCCCGCAACAAAGUUCAAGAUUUCCGAAAUCCGCCCCAGUUCUUGUCAUUGAUAGCGAUGAUAGCGAUGUCGCUGAGAUCCCAGCUGAAAAUUUUGCACACCCUGGACCUAGCGGGAUCGCUCGUUCUUACCCCGUUUAUGGCUCUAGGAUGUACCAGAACCCUACGGAGAGACUCAAAGCCGGGAGAGAGUUUUUAGCAAAUGCAAGGAAUUCUCAUGAUCCUUUGGGACAUAUCGUCACAGAUUUCAUUCCCGACAGGUUUGAUGACCCUUGGAGCUAUGUCAGUGAGCCCGGAGCUGAUCCGGCACAGCUAAACAAAGAAAUCAAGCAACUACUUGAAACCAUCCGCCCUGAUUCUGACAUCUCUCUGAAAGACCGACAAGGGACCCCCGAAGCCUUAAAAUGUACCCUGUUGGAACACCAGACGCUAGGAUUGGCCUGGAUGAAGUCGAUGGAGGAGCAAGAACAGAAAGGUGGCAUUCUUGCCGAUGAUAUGGGGCUGGGAAAGACCAUUCAGGCGAUAUCUCUUAUUGUCUCUCGCCAGUCGACUGAUCCGGAGAGGAAGACAACAUUGAUUAUCGCUCCUGUUGCGUUAUUACAACAGUGGAAGCGGGAAAUCGAGAAGAUGCUUCGACCCAAAUACCAACUCAAGGUCUAUAUUCUACACGGUGAGAAGCGAGGGGCAACCUUCAGGGACCUUAAAUGUUAUGAUGUUGUUUUGACUACCUUUGGCACCCUGUCGUCGGAGCUGAAGCGUGUAGAGAAGUACGAGGAACUCCUUAAGUCGGGUGCGGAAGAGCCGACACUGACUAGUCAAUACCUGAAGUCACUACCUUGUCUCGGGCCUACCAGCAAGUGGUAUCGUGUUAUCAUCGAUGAAGCUCAAUGCAUCAAGAAUAGGAAUACCAAGUCGGCCAUGGCGUGUUGCCGUAUCGACUCCACCUACCGUUGGUGCAUGAGUGGAACCCCAAUGAUGAAUAGUGUGGAGGAAUUGCACUCACUGUUGAAGUUUUUGCGUAUUCGCCCUUACUGUGGCCUUGAUCAGUUUAAUCGGGACUUUACGCGGCCGCUCCAAGGGGGCAAUGUACGUCUGCAGGAGAAAGCAAUGACGCAACUUCGAGUUUUGUUGAAGGCGGUUCUCUUACGACGAACGAAGGAUUCAAAGAAGAUAGAUGGCAACCCUAUUCUAGAACUCCCUGCCCGCAUCUCUGAAAAGGUACACGCAGCUUUCAGCGAGGACGAGCUCGAAUUAUACACUGCGCUUGAGACCCGAACCCAACUACAAUUCAAUAAGUAUCUGCAAUCUGGUACUGUGGGGCGCAAUUAUUCCAACAUUCUCGUCCUCCUCCUCCGUCUUCGACAGGCAUGCUGUCACCCGCACCUGAUUUCCGACAUGAGUGUCAAACUUAACGAGAACACGAAUGAGCUAGAUCUUACCGCCAAUGCAAAGCUAUUCAGGGAGAAUGUUAUUAUUCGCCUCAAAGAUAACGCCGACCUCGAGUGCCCUAUCUGCAUGGAUGCAGUGGAUAAUCCGAUAAUUUUCUUUCCGUGUGGCCAUAGCACAUGUGCCGAAUGUUUUGCGAGGAUCUCAGAUCCAGCCCUUGCCCUGAGACAGGGGGUUGACGGCACGCCGGAGGUGAAAUGCCCCAACUGUCGUGGCAUAGUUGACACCAAGAAAAUCACCGAUCAUGUCACCUUUCGAAAAGUUCACUAUCCUGAUUCAUCGGCUGACUCGACGGAGCUGCUAUCCCAGCCGGCUGCCAAUGAUAAUGAUGAUGAUGAGAGUGACAGCAGUGAGGAUGAUGAAGAUGACAGCUUGUCACGCUUCCUUAGGGAUGACAGUGAGGAUGAAAGUUCAUCUAAACAGUUGAAAAGAAAACGGAAAGGCAAGGGGAAAAAGCCCCAGAAGACUAAGAAAACCCUUGCGGUACUCAAGAAGGAAGCAAUGAAGAACCAAACUGCGAAACGCAAGUACCUGCGUCGUCUGGAGAAAAGCUGGAUCACAAGCGCGAAGAUCGAGAAGACCAUGGAAAUCCUGCGAGACAUUGAGCACGACGAAGGCAGCGGGAAGACGAUUAUAUUCAGCCAGUUUACUUCCCUUCUUGACUUGCUUGAGGUCCCCAUUGCACGUGAAGGAUUUCAUUAUCGACGCUAUGACGGGAGUAUGAAGGUUGGGGACAGGAAUUCGGCGGUGCUCGACUUUACCGACGACCCUGAGUGCCGGGUUAUGUUGGUGUCCUUGAAAGCUGGCAAUUCCGGGUUGAAUCUUGUCGCAGCCUCCCAUGUGAUUCUUUUCGAUCCGUUCUGGAAUCCAUAUAUUGAGGAGCAGGCAAUUGACCGGGCUCAUCGCAUUGGGCAAACCCGCGAGGUACACAUCCACCGAAUUCUAGUACCAAACACUGUGGAGGACCGCAUCCUGGAGCUUCAAGAUAAGAAGCGCCAGCUCAUCGAAGGUGCAUUGGAUGAAAACGCUUCAAAAAGUAUUUCCAGGCUUAGUACCACCGAAUUACGUUAUCUAUUUGGCAUCCGGUAAAAUUAGCCAUCCCACUUUACAUAUGCUAUGCUACUCCUCCUACGACCCGGCGUUAGCGGAUUUCUGGGAUUUUUUUUUUGUACACAAGAGUUUCCUUAGAUACCCAAGACUUUGAUUUUACCCUCUCCUUUUUUGAAUGGUUGCCCGGGAUUUAUUUAACCUUUGUUGUGUUUUACUACUUUGCCAAUUCGACUUCAUGCUUUUAGUUUCAGUCAACAGUAUCUGCCUUCUUCGACUGUUCCCCCCUUGCCGGUUCUCGGGCUACUUAUUCACCUUGUGCAAGCGUUUUCUUAGCGGAUUUACCUCGAUAUUGCAUGAGACAUGACAUGCUUCGUUUUCAUGAGGAUAGAUAAAAAUAAAUGAUGGUUUACAG
Messenger RNA from Aspergillus ochraceoroseus IBT 24754, 3870 nucleotides. RefSeq lists its product as uncharacterized. The coding region runs from base 141 to 3497 and encodes 1118 amino acids. Gene Ontology annotation, cellular component: cytoplasm. The record is from RefSeq and is a predicted model, not a curated record. Gene Ontology annotation, molecular function: ATP-dependent chromatin remodeler activity; ATP binding. Lineage: Eukaryota; Fungi; Ascomycota; Eurotiomycetes; Eurotiales; Aspergillaceae. The transcript has 4 exons.